Messenger RNA from Microcebus murinus (gray mouse lemur), 965 nucleotides. The record is from RefSeq and is a predicted model, not a curated record. NCBI's taxonomy places the organism in Eukaryota, Metazoa, Chordata, Mammalia, Primates, Cheirogaleidae.
AUGCAUGAGGAGGAGGCCAGGGAGAAGUUUCGCCAGCCGGAGAAUCUCUUAUUAGACACCAGGCACAACAUCAAAAUUACGGAUUUUGGACUCAGUGCCCAAUUCACGCUGGGCACACCACUACAAACCUGUUGCGGGACCAUUUUCUAUGUAGCUCCAGAAAUCUUGGAGGGGAAGAAAUAUCACGGCCCUAAUGCCGACGUUUGGAGCCUAGGGGUGGUGCUUUAUGUAUUUGUGACCGGCGCCCUUCCUUUUAAUGGGGACAGUCCGAAGGAGAUAAUAAGGAAGGUGAGAACGGGAAAAUACAGCGUCCCCUCCUGUAUCUCCAAAGAAUGCAAGAACCUCCUGAAGGGCUUACUUGUGGUGAACCCACAUGGAAGACGCUCGCUCCAGAAAAUCAUGGAUGAUGAAUGGGUGAACUUAGAACACACGGAGAAACUGACACCCUACGUAGAAGAAACCAUCACCCGAGAUGAGAAACGCAUUGAGAUUCUGCUGAGGAUGGGGUACGAGGAAGAAGAUAUUGAAGAGUCACUUAAACAGCAACAACCGGACGAAAUAAAUGCCACCUAUAGAUUGCUAGAGGAAAAAUCUGAUGAGGUAGGAGUGAUCAGAGAGGAAGAGUUGAAAUGCCCUUUAUGUCAAUGAUCAGUUUAUGUAAACUAGUUCCUUAGUUUUUAUUUUUUAGAUAUGUAUAACAUAUUUCAUUUUAUAUGUAUAUGUAUGUUUGUAUGAUAUGUAUAUAUGAUAUGUAUAACAUAUGUAAUAUAUCAUUUUCUAAAUUUACCUGCAAAUACCAAAUCUAACUCCUAUGACCAUUAUAAGCCAAUAUUUGAACUUCAAGAUAAUCACCCUCAAUAAGUAAACAGAACACUUAGAGUUAUUUGAAAAAGCCUGGAAAGAAGAACAUAGAUAAGUAACCUUUUGUGACUUUUUCCAGCAGUAAAAAAAAUAAUUUUGCCUGA